Messenger RNA from Nicotiana attenuata, 1414 nucleotides. RefSeq names its product endonuclease III homolog 2, chloroplastic-like. Lineage: Eukaryota; Viridiplantae; Streptophyta; Magnoliopsida; Solanales; Solanaceae. Bases 57 to 1112 code for a protein of 351 amino acids. The transcript is spliced from 10 exons. The record is from RefSeq and is a predicted model, not a curated record. Gene Ontology annotation, cellular component: nucleus; chloroplast nucleoid. Gene Ontology annotation, biological process: base-excision repair, AP site formation; base-excision repair; nucleotide-excision repair. Gene Ontology annotation, molecular function: DNA binding; oxidized pyrimidine nucleobase lesion DNA N-glycosylase activity; DNA-(apurinic or apyrimidinic site) endonuclease activity.
ACAUUUCAAGUUAAAGAGACGUGGCUUAAACUCUCGCCAGUAAAGUCCCUCCAAAAAUGUCCCCCUCUCUUCUCCGACACACUCCAUAUCUCACCUCUACAGUUCCAUUCCCAAUUCGAUAUUUCAUUUCUUCAACCAAAAUGCCAAAAACACGUCUCUCAACAAUGCAACAAAACCCAGGUGCACAAAAAAUUCAGCUUAAAUGUUCUGAAGUUGGUGGUGUUGUACCUAACAGAGUGAGAAAAAGGAGAGGGGAAAUGUUAGCCAAAGAGGUUAAGACAGAAUCUCCUGAUGAAAAAUUUCUCAGGCAUCCAGAAAUUGAAGAUCUUGCAAAUAAAAGUGGCAAUAUUUAUUCUCAAUCAAUACAACCUCCUGCCAACUGGGAAAGGGUCAUUGAAGGGAUACGCAGAAUGAGAUCAUCAGAACAUGCACCUGUGGACUCCAUUGACCCGGAUGAAGGAGUGACUUCUCUUCAACCUAAGGAAAGAAGAUUUGCUGUUCUGGUUGGUUCAUUGUUAUCAAGCCAGACCAAGGGUCAUGUUACACAUGAAGCAAAUCAGCGGCUCCUCGAAAAUGGUUUGCUGAGUGCUGACUCAAUGGAUAAAGCUGAUGAAGUCACCAUAAAGAGCUUGAUAUACCCGGUUGGAUUUUACACAAGAAAGGCUCGGCACCUUAAACAAGUCGCAGAGAUUUGUGUCUCUAAAUAUGAUGGAGACAUUCCUAGUACAGUGGACGAGUUGCUUCUACUUCCAGGUGUUGGUCCCAAGAUAGCUCACCUGGUUAUGAUUAUGGCAUGGAACAAAGUUGAAGGGAUUUGCGUAGAUACCCACGUGCAUCGUGUUAGUAAUCGGCUUGGAUGGGUCUCGCAGCCUGGAAAAAAGCAGGGAACUAGAUCCCCUGAAGAGACUAGGGUCUCCUUGCAGCAGUGGCUUCCUAAAGAAGAAUGGGUUUCUAUUAAUUUGCUAUUGGUAGGCUUUGGACAGAGCAUAUGUACUCCUCUGAGACCUCGCUGUGCAAAAUGUACAGUAAGUCAAUUCUGCCCAUCGGCAUUUAAGGAUAUGUCAAGCACAGCUACCACUUCCAGAACACUAAGCCCCAAGAAGAAACAUUGACAAGGAUGUUUGCUGUUACGUGAUCAAUUUUUUCAAGUUCUGUUCUUCUAAUGUAAAAAGAAUUUUGUAUUAAUUGUAAAAAAACAAUUAAAAAAAAUGGGUGUAGCUUCUAGUACUUUUUAUUUUUUUUUUUUUUAAAUUUUGUAUUAAUGUUGGCCUAGGAUGAAUUGAAAUGGAAAACAUGGUGAUUGGGGAUUCAUAUAUCACACUCCAACUUGCUAAACACUGAGGCAUAGUAUUUGUUGUAUUCGUUGAACAAGUUAAUUUCUACAUUACUGAAGGCAGACGAUAUUAGUUUUUAA